Messenger RNA from Penicillium malachiteum, 195 nucleotides. RefSeq lists its product as uncharacterized. Lineage: Eukaryota; Fungi; Ascomycota; Eurotiomycetes; Eurotiales; Aspergillaceae. The transcript has a single exon. The record is from RefSeq and is a predicted model, not a curated record. The coding region runs from base 1 to 195 and encodes 64 amino acids.
AUGGAUGCAUACAACUCCGAUCUAGACCAAUGGAACAGUUUCACAGAAGCUGCCACAUUUUCGACGCCAAGCAAAAAAUACCAGGAAGAAGGACAAGGGAAUCGAAAACCAGUGAGCCGCAGUGAUUGCAAGAUUCAAAACUCUGUGGACCACGAGUCGCGGGGAACUGGGGUCCGACUUCCACAGGCUGUGUAA